GGAGGGCAUGGGGUGACAGUAACAGCGGGUGUGGCACUCCAUUGCACGGCCAGAGCUGCACGAGGAAGGACUUGGCAAGAAGCCCUACUGUGACCUCAGCCCCUUAACUAGAUUAUUUUUAGAUUUACGAAGGUAGCCAAAAGCGAGGACCAUGAGUGAGGAGAAGAACGGGCUGACCCACGGCUCGGCAAACAGCGAGAUGGCACCGCAGGAGGAUGGCACUAAGGUUCCUCUCACCGACGAACCUGGGCAGGUUAAGUUCUCAAGCACCAACCCACCCAAUGGGGAUGCCAAGAUUGAUAUCUCCUCUGGCCCAGCCUUCAGUGGCCUCACCAAGGAGGAACUCAUGAAAUAUGCUGAUGACCCAUUUUGGGUGCGAGUGAGAUGGAUUCUCUUCAUUCUCUUCUGGGUUGGCUGGCUGGCCAUGUUAGUGAUGGCUAUUGUGAUCAUCAUUCAGGCACCCCGCUGUGCCCCCAAGGAGAACCUUGAGUGGGUGCAGGAAUCAGCCAUGCUCCAGUAUGACAUCAAUCAUCCCGUGGACAUUGACGGCAAUGCUGAGGAAACACCUGAGGACUUGUUGAAGAUGGCUGCAGACCUGGGAGUAAAGACAGUCUACCUAGAGAAACUGAUCAGCAACUACAACUUUGAAAAUAUCAACGCAGUGUACGACAACGCAGAGGCCUUGGCUGUUCUGAAGGCUGCCGAGCAUGCCCACGUCCACAUUGUGACUGACUUCGUGCCGUCCCCAGUGCUUCUCAACAACACAUGGCGCCAGAAUCCAAACAUGUCCGACUUCUUUAAUCCACCAGACUCAGGCAAUCUUGACUUCUCCAACCAGGGUCUUCUUGAUAAGCUGAUUGAACUCUUCAGCACCACAUGGGCAAGUAGGGGAGUUCUUGGAUACCUGUCAAACAUUGGUGAAGAAACACUUCUAAAUGCCACUCGCCAUCAUCAGCAAGGGACUGGGACGAUGUGGAUGGUGCUGUUGUUUCUGGGAUGACGGAUGUGAACCACAAGAUCAAGGACUUCACACCUGAGUCGUAUCGGGAGUUCCUUGACAACCACAUUGACAGCAACCGCGAUAGCUGGUCCUACUUUAAGGUACAGUAUUAUCGUCACCUACAUUUUAUAUUGUUACAGAGUUUGUGCAUUAUUAUAACUGAAAAAAAAAAAAUUUAGUUUUGGAUAUUAUUUAUGGACAUUCAAUAUUGUGGAGUGGAUCAGACUUUUGAUGUUCUCAACAAAACUUGGUUGCUUACAUGAUCAGCUUACAAUUAAGACUUUAAACCUAAACUUUUCCUAUCUCUCACAGUUCAACACCCAAGCUUGCUGAGUCGGACCUUGGCCGUAGCGAUGCAAAGUUAGUGACCAUGACUCUGUUCCUUGUGCCUGGGACACCAAUCCUUGUUGGCAUUGAGAAGGACUACUUUAUGGCUGAAAAAGGAUUCAUCAAGGCCCUCUCAGAGUUCAGGGAGAAGGAAUCGGUGCAGAUUGGCAGCAUGGCUUUUGUUAAUACCACCUCAGAUGACGUCAUAGCAUUUGCCAGAGUAAAGAAGGGCACACCUGGAUGUGCAGUAGCAGUCAACUUCCAUUCUACAAACAGCACUGAAGUUGACUUCAGCGGCAUAAAAGGGGUGCCAGAGAAAGGCGAUCUGCAUAUCAGAGUAACAAAUGGCACAUUUGCGAGUGGUGAGAUUGGGCGCAAGGAUUUAUCAAAAGUGGUCUUAAAUCCACAUGAGGGUGUUGUGGUGCUCUUCGUGCCAAAUCUUUAAGUCUGCACACAUCCCACCCGCUAUUGGCUGCCACUCCCAUAGCUGAGGACCAGAGAUCUUAUAAAUGAGAAACCAGGAUCUGGAGGCUGCAUAAUGGCUGGCUGGUGUGGGCAUCACGUUUAUUCCUGCAGUAUUGAAUGUUCAUUCCUCUAAUGUGGAAUUAAAUCUGCAUUGUCAGUUUUAUCAAUAAAUGAGAAGUAUUAUUUUAGAAUGAAAAGUCAGUUUUGCUUGUGAACAAAAGAUAUUAAUGCACUACUAUACACAGCAAUUUAAUAUGGCAUUGCUGCCACGGUUAAAUCCGUGAUGUGAAUAAUAACUCAAAUUGGAAAUUUA
Molecule: messenger RNA, 2105 nt
Organism: Scylla paramamosain (green mud crab)
Lineage: Eukaryota; Metazoa; Arthropoda; Malacostraca; Decapoda; Portunidae
Gene: CD98hc
Product: amino acid transporter heavy chain SLC3A2-like
Exons: 9
Coding region: 152-1000 (282 amino acids)
Biological process (GO): phenylalanine transport; L-alanine import across plasma membrane; L-leucine import across plasma membrane
Cellular component (GO): basolateral plasma membrane; apical plasma membrane
Molecular function (GO): L-alanine transmembrane transporter activity; aromatic amino acid transmembrane transporter activity; L-leucine transmembrane transporter activity
Source: RefSeq, a predicted model, not a curated record